This is a messenger RNA of Heterostelium album PN500, 1842 nucleotides long. RefSeq names its product glycosyltransferase (gene alg9). Gene Ontology annotation, biological process: protein N-linked glycosylation. NCBI's taxonomy places the organism in Eukaryota, Evosea, Eumycetozoa, Acytosteliales, Acytosteliaceae. Gene Ontology annotation, cellular component: endoplasmic reticulum membrane. The transcript has 6 exons. Gene Ontology annotation, molecular function: alpha-1,2-mannosyltransferase activity. The coding region runs from base 1 to 1842 and encodes 613 amino acids. The record is from RefSeq and is a predicted model, not a curated record.
AUGUAUGACACAGUUCUCAUUCUACCUCAAUGCCGAGCAACUCAGAUCCAAAAUUGUGAGCCACGCCGGUCAGAAGACUCUCAGAGUCAUUGUAGGAGGUCCAUUUUAAAUGCUCCAUUCGAUGAAAUGACCUUGGCUAUGACCGAACUUAUUGCCAAGAAUAUCAACGAUCCAUCUAUCAAGGACUGGCUAUUCAUUUAUACUCAUAAUAUUGCCCACUGUUAUGUAAUGAUGGAAGUCGAGAUUGACAACGGUACUACGUACAAAGGUCAACUCUAUGGUGGUCAUAUGCUAAUCAUCGAUUGUGAUGAACCUAUGAACUAUUGGGAACCUACACACUACUUGAUGUAUGGUCAUGGUCUACAGACAUGGGAAUACAGUCCAGUGUAUGCACUAAGAUCCUAUUGCUAUCUAUUGAUUCACUCUGUCACCGGUAAACUAUUCUUGGAGCCACUCUCACAAAACAACAAAGUAGUACUAUUCUAUCUCAUCAAGAUAUUCAUUGGAUUGAACAGUGCAUUUGCUCAAACCAUUUUCAUCCGUGGUGUAAACAAUCGUUUCGGUAACAAAAUAUCAUUACUUACAACAUUAUUCAUGUUAUGUAAUCCAGGUUUAUUCUUAUCAACAACAACAUAUUUACCAACAACAUUCUCAAUGAUAACAAUUAUGUUUGGUUAUGGAUUUUGGAUGUUGAAUAGACCAUUGUUGUCAGUUUUUUCGUGUGCUGUAUCCGUGUUUUUAGGUUGGCCAUUUGUUAUUGUUUUGUGUGUCCCUAUAGCUCUCGACCUUCUAUAUCGCCGUGGUAUUGUAAAGUUGUUGCUAUGGGCAAUCAUUCCAACUGUAUCAGUAUUGCUACCAAUGAUGGCAAUCGAUAAACAAUACUAUGGAAAGACUGUACUUGCCAUCUGGAACAUCAUUGCCUAUAACUUUACAUCGAGUCAUGCCGGUGGAUCGCAACUCUAUGGUAUCGAACACUGGACAUUCUACUUUAUCAAUUGUUUUGUCAAUUUUAAUAUUGUAUUCUUACUAUCGAUGCUCACCAUUCCCCUCUACUUCCUUCUACUUUUAUUCAAAUCCAACUAUCUCGGUACUCUCAACAACCUACCAAGAGUAUUAACCCUACUCAUAGUCUCUCCCUAUUACAUAUGGUUUGCAUUCAUGACUUAUCUUCCACACAAAGAAGAACGUUUCCUAUUUGUCAUUUAUCCUUUCAUUUGCUUGACUGCUGCCAUCACCAUUUAUUUGGUUAUCAACAUACUUAAACAGCUAUUCUUAAACGACAGUUACUCUCAUAAGAAAUCAGACGACAACAAUCAACAAGUAGAUAGUGGAUUUAAAAGAUUCAUUAGAUCAUUAAAUUUAUUCCUACAGGUAAUGGUUGUAGUUUUAUUCUUUGGUUUGUCGGCAUCACGUAUUUUCUCAACCUAUAGAAACUAUACAGGUGCAAUAGAUACAUAUACCUAUUUGUAUGACCACGAGCUGAGAAGAGGUGAUACAACCGAGCCUCUAUUCCCAAAGUUUGCAUUCAACAAACUCGAUAACAACACUGUCAAUUCCAACUUUAAAGGUCACCUUCCAAAGCCAUUCACCGGUACCAGCAAUAUUCCGAGCAACAUGAACGACCGUAACCAAGAGGAACUCGACCGUUAUCUCGAUGUCUCAAGAUGUCACUACAUCAUAGACUUUGACUAUCCUUCACAACAAGAACCACACUACACCGUCGAUCCAUCGUUCACUCCCAUCUUUACCACACCAUUCUUGGACGCAUCACAAUCAUCAUCUUUGGCGCGUGCAUUCUACAUUCCAUUCUACUCUGACAACAAAUCAAAAAUUAACAAAUAG